This is a messenger RNA of Stereum hirsutum FP-91666 SS1, 2408 nucleotides long. RefSeq names its product MFS general substrate transporter. The transcript has 13 exons. The record is from RefSeq and is a predicted model, not a curated record. Gene Ontology annotation, cellular component: membrane. The coding region runs from base 240 to 2018 and encodes 592 amino acids. Gene Ontology annotation, biological process: transmembrane transport. Gene Ontology annotation, molecular function: transmembrane transporter activity. NCBI's taxonomy places the organism in Eukaryota, Fungi, Basidiomycota, Agaricomycetes, Russulales, Stereaceae.
AUCAUGCCAAAGCUCUCAGCAAAAAUACAUCACUCUCAGAAAUGUCUCGAAAUGCAUGGAAGCAUUGCGCAUCAUAUGGGCCAAUCACGCGUGAUUAGCGUGGGUGACUCCCUUCCCAUUUCACUCACUCGGAAUUGCCGGGGACUCAGAGGCCGUCCGUCAUCUCCUUGAAUUCGCUGCUAUUUAAUCCAGCUCGGAUUGGCCCCUACCAGUGUCUUAGCUUUCUCCUCGAUCACAAGAUGUCAUCCUCACUGAAGAAAUCCAGCUCACAAGACACCCUGCGGGGUGCUAGUACGCCUGAUAUUGCAAAGGCGGAUAUCUACGAUGAGGGUGUCGUCGAUCCUGUGUACGCAGCCAAGUCUCAUGUACUCAACAGGGCAUUGCAGGAGAUCGGCAUGGGCAAAUAUCAGUGGGGUCUCUUCGCUGUCGCAGGCUUUGGCUGGUUCUCGGACAGUGUUUGGCCGCUCCUCACGAGCUUGAUACUCUCGCCCGUUCUACUCGAAUUCGAAUUCAACGGACCUUUUCUUUCCCUCGCCUCGAAUAUCGGGUUGUUGGUUGGUGCGAUACUGUGGAGCUUUGGGUGUGAUAUCUGGGGUAGAAAAUGGUCCUUCAACCUCACGCUCUUUAUGGCCAGCAUAUUUGGUAUCGCCUCGGGUGGAUCUCCAAAUUUCGUCGCUCUCGCUGCCUUGGUGGCCGUGCUCGGUGUAGGCGUUGGUGGAAACAUGCCCGUCGAUUCUGCUGUUUUUCUCGACUUCGUUCCGGCUUCACAUCAGUACCUCCUCACCGUCCUCUCGAUCUGGUGGGCGAUAGGCCAGCUGGUCGGUUCCUUGGUUGCCUGGCCCCUCAUAGCUAACUUCUCCUGUCCCACCGACGCCACCCCCGAAACCUGCUCCCGUUCACAAAAUAUGGGCUGGCGUUACACUGUCUUUACCCUAGGAGGCCUCAUGCUCAUUCUCUCCUUCGUCCGCCUCUUUGCCUUCAAACUCUUCGAGUCUCCGCGGUAUCUCCUCGGACACGGUCGAGACGCAGAAGCUGUUGCCGUGGUGCGUCAAAUCGCAGAAUAUAACGGCCUAGGCUCUGGAGAUACCGAGAGUAACCGAGGAAGGAUCAGUGUGGAGGAAUUGAACGAGGCUGCAAAGGCGGUGGAGGACAAGAUGGAGAGGCAGGGGAAAGGGGGUGAGGUGGGUGAGUGGAGGAGGUGGAGGGUGCUGAGUGAGGAGAGUUCGUGGAAGAUGGCUCAUGUCAGGAAUUUGUUUGGGACGAGGAAGAUGGCAUGGUCGACUUCGUUGUUGAUCGCGCUUUGGGGUAUUAUUGGACUGGCAUCGACGUUGUACAACAGUUUCUUGCCUUACCUACUCGCAAGUCGUGGAGCCCAAUUCGACGACGCGACCUAUUACACUACUUAUCGCAACCAGGUCAUCCUCUCUAUUACCGGUAUACCUGGCGCCUUCCUUGCAGGCUGGGCCGUCGAACUCCCUUGGUUCGGGCGCCGUGGCACAUUGGCGAUCUCUGCGGGCGAGUACUCUUCUCUGCUCCCAUCUCACCACUUCACUUUCCUUGGUCCAUUCUUGUCCUACCCUCUCCCUUCAAACGUUUUCCUUGUUCUCCCUUCCUUCACCUUUCUUCCCUUCAAGUUUCUUUUGACUUUAUUUUUGGCUGCCCCUGCCGUCCUUCUCCAUAUUCCGCGGCUAACGGGUGCCUUCCUCUUUGCGAGUACCACCGCGCGCAGCUCCAACGCGCUGCUCGGGUGGAACUGUGGGUACGCGUUUAACAGUAACAUCAUGUACGGCGUUCUCUACGCUAUCUCGCCCGAGCUGUUCCCUGCGAAAGAUAGAGGGACAGGGAACGGACUGGUCUCGACUGCGACGAGGGUGUUUGGUGUCAUCGCUCCCAUCAUCGCGCUCUACGCUAACAUCAAUACGCCCGUGCCCGUUUAUAUUGCUGGGGCGCUGAUUAUUGCGGCUGGUGGGAUGGCCUUAUUGUUGCCGUUUGAACCCAGGGGAAGGGCGUCGAUAUAGGCGAGCACCGACAAACAUUGCCGUCUGUCACUGAUGAGUGAUUGUCGGGAUGGAGGGCGCGGUGUUGUGGUGGGCAGGUGGAUGUGGUGGUUGUCGUGUGGUGGGUGACGCGGAAGUAAGGAAAGAAGAUAUAAGGUAGGAUUUGUGUUCAUCGUUUCGAUCUCUUGAUUAUUUUGGGUCUAGACGGGUGGGUGUAAACGUCAAUGUACGUGGAAGAAUUGUUUGAUUGUUCUGUUCUGUUCUGUUCCGUUCUGUCGUGUUGUGUUGUGUGUUCGUGCUUGAGUACUCACUCGAUAGAAAUAGCCUGUCGAAAUGUUUGGUUUCCCUUCAUAUCUGCGUUGCUUUUCUUAUUAGCUAUCUUUUAUGAAUUCGUAUGGAAUUGAAUCUCCU